AUGCAGUUUCUUAAAACUGAUACUGAAAUAUUUGGCGGUAAAGUUAAAGAUCAUUGGUGGCGAAUCGAGUUUCAGAACAGAGGAAGUCCUCAUUUGCAUAUGGUUGUUUGGAUCAAAGAUCACCCGUCUGUUGCGACAACUGAACGAAUAGCUCGCAUUGAUUCAGUCUGUAGUACUGCCAUUCCUCCAGAAACUUCAGAACUAUAUGAAUUAGUUAAAAAUUGUCGAAUACAUCGACACACUAGUACCUGCACGAAAAAUAAUUCUGUUUGUCGUUUCAACUUUCCACGCUCGGAAUGCUUAGAGACACAUGUUAUUGAUCCUUCAUCUAACGAAUUCAUCUACAACGGUGGUCGCAUUUGCGUUCUGAAAAGAAAAAGUGAAGAUGGUUGGGUAAAUAAUUACAGUCCUGCUUUGCUAAAAAUGUGGAAAGCCAAUAUGGAUAUACAUUCGUGUGGUACCAAUGAGUCGAUUGCGUAUUACAUCGCUAAAUACGUGUCAAAAUCAGAACCUACAAACCUAGAUGGUGAAGUAUCUCGAGCUAUUCAACAAAUUAGAAGAGAAGAAACUGACGUCUCGCGUAAGCUGUUUAAAAUAUGCAUGCGCAUAUUAAGAGAACGUCAAGUUUCAGCCUGCGAAUGCGUAUUCAGGCUAUGCCAUUUGAGUAUGCGUGACAGCUCGAGAAAAACAAUUUUUGUCAAUACUCGUAAAGCGGAACAAAGGUAUAAAGUGUUGAAGUUUAAUGAAGCUGGUCAAGCAGCAGGAUAUUGUGCCAAUAUUUUCGAACGAUAUGAAAAGCGACCAGCAGAGCAUCCCAACAAUAUAUGUGUCUCAUAG
This is a messenger RNA of Parnassius apollo (apollo), 837 nucleotides long. The record is from the annotation of a GenBank genome assembly. Lineage: Eukaryota; Metazoa; Arthropoda; Insecta; Lepidoptera; Papilionidae.